UCUUAGUCGCUUUUAUAUUUAAAACUGUGGAGGAGGACGAGAGAGUCUCUCGUCUUGUGGAAUUUGUCGUUAUGCUCAUGCAUUGUUCAGGAGUAAAUAGAUAAACAGAGUGAUAUUCCUUCCUUUUUCCUGUUAUCUGCGGAGGCGGGUCAUGAAAGAGGAAACGAAAGAAUAAUAUAUGUGACUCGUUACGGAUUCACAAAUGUUGGUUUUCGAGCACAGCAUCGAUGGUACAGCGGUACAAUAUUUCCAGCAGUGUUCUUCAGCGAUUCAUUGAAAUGGUGUUUUAUCACAAGUGAAUCAGAUAUGUGACAAGGCACGAUGCACACAUCGUAUAAAAUACUAACGCACAAAAUAAUAACGUCGAAUGAAAAUAAAAAUUCGACGGUUUAUCCGGAACUGAAAACCGGCUUUUAUUACUAUUCAAAAAAACUCCUUUCAUCGAUACAGAAACAAGUCACGGUGAUAGAGUCAGUCGCGAUAUUAGCGACGAUUAUGACAUUGUUGAUACUAGUGAACUUAGCGCAUAUGGAGGAGACAAACAUAGAGCCGGUCGCAUCGCUGAGGUAUGCAUCGCCGAAAUAUGCAUCUAUUGCACGCGCCGUCACGCCUGGAAUAAUGCCGCGAGCUCCGAUGUCACGAAACCAGAUGGAGGAUGUUAGGCGUGAAUUGGACAGGAGAAGAUGGUGGGUGGCACGAAUAUGUGAAACAAUCAACACGAAGAAAUCACACACAGACGCUAUGCUGACGAAUAUCAUCAUCGAUACGGAACACAACGUAUCGUGGUGUCCGAUAUACAAGGCGGCGAGUUCCACGUGGAUGAAUUACUUCGCUGUUCUAAAAGGCACUUUGACGGACGCUACUAUAGACUUAGUGCGUCGCAAUCUUACGCAGGUCAGCGAUAUCGUGACACAGGAUGCGGAUUUUAAUAAGACUUACGAGAAAAUGAGCAAAACGAAGAAGUUCCUCAUUGUGCGACAUCCACUGGAACGUCUCUUAUCUGCAUACAGAGACAAAUUGGAACAUAGGCAGAAUCGCGAAUAUUAUUAUAAACGCUUCGGCCGGCGCAUUGUACUCAAAUAUCGUGAAUCCAGUAACACGACGAAAUUAGAACCAACAUUUAGUGAAUUUUUACAAUUUAUAAUCAGUGAAAAGUACUUUGACGAGCACUGGGUGCCAUAUUAUCGCACCUGUGAACCCUGCAUAAUUAAUUACGACUACAUUAUCAAGUUCGAAACCCUGGACAGGGAUCAGAACUUUUUCAUACAGGAUGCGAAUCUGAAUGGAUACCUAUAUGAGACAAAUUACCCGCGAAAUAUUAAUCCACUGGGCACGACUACCAGGAAAACAUUAGAUGAAUACAUCAAGGGGAUACCGCGAUCACUUCUCAAUGAGGUUUACAAAAUUUAUGAGAACGAUUAUAAAUUGUUCAACUAUUCGUCUGUUUAAUAUUAUUGGUGUCUCUGUUGAUAACUCGAUUUUUAUAUGACGUUUUUAUACUGACAGACGAAGAGAUAAUAAAACUUUACGAACAUUUUAAAUGUGAUAUAA
Molecule: messenger RNA, 1551 nt
Organism: Acromyrmex echinatior (Panamanian leafcutter ant)
Lineage: Eukaryota; Metazoa; Arthropoda; Insecta; Hymenoptera; Formicidae
Product: carbohydrate sulfotransferase 11
Biological process (GO): carbohydrate biosynthetic process
Cellular component (GO): membrane
Molecular function (GO): sulfotransferase activity
Source: RefSeq, a predicted model, not a curated record